This is a messenger RNA of Batrachochytrium dendrobatidis JAM81, 441 nucleotides long. RefSeq lists its product as uncharacterized. The annotation marks the transcript as partial. Gene Ontology annotation, cellular component: nucleus. Gene Ontology annotation, biological process: positive regulation of transcription by RNA polymerase II. Lineage: Eukaryota; Fungi; Chytridiomycota; Chytridiomycetes; Rhizophydiales. The transcript has a single exon. Gene Ontology annotation, molecular function: protein binding; transcription cis-regulatory region binding. The record is from RefSeq and is a predicted model, not a curated record.
GUAGCUCCCACUGUGUCGGAUAGUGUCAUACAGGAUAUUGUUACUGCUGCUAGAUUCGGAGAUUUAGAAGACUUGCAAUCAAUACAACAGUCACAUUUACUUUCCACAAAGUUUCUCUGUCAUGCUCGCUCCACUUUUGGAAACAAUACCGCUUUGCAUAUGGCUUCUGCCAAUGGUCAUUUAAAUGUCGUCACUUUUCUUACAACCGAUAUGGCUGGACCUUGCGAUAUUGACAUGACUAACGACGAGGGUUCUACUUCUUUGCACUGGGCUGCAUUAAAUGGUCACAUUGAUAUCGUUAAGCGAUUGCUGGAAUGCGGUGCUAGUGCUACACUCAAAAACACAGCUGGAAAAAGCCCUAUAACUGUUGCUGCCCAGGCUGAUCAUAUCGAUGUGAUGGAUUUAUUGUUGAAAAGCUUCAAUCCAGACGAAGAUGAAGAC